Eurypyga helias (sunbittern) is the source of this 1379-nucleotide messenger RNA. It is a transcript of the gene IFNGR1, whose product is annotated as interferon gamma receptor 1. Gene Ontology annotation, molecular function: cytokine binding; cytokine receptor activity. The transcript is spliced from 7 exons. Gene Ontology annotation, biological process: type II interferon-mediated signaling pathway. Gene Ontology annotation, cellular component: membrane. NCBI's taxonomy places the organism in Eukaryota, Metazoa, Chordata, Aves, Eurypygiformes, Eurypygidae. The record is from RefSeq and is a predicted model, not a curated record. The annotation marks the transcript as partial.
UCAUCGGGAACUUCGCCAGACUGCCACGACUUUUCAAAUAUGGUGGAGAGAGGUUUAGCAACUGCAUCCGCCAGUUCUUUCAGGACCCGCGGAUGUAUUCCGUCGGGUCUGCUUAUCAAAGUGCAAUUGUUCUAUUUCUUCUAGUUCCUCCACCAAGGCAGCUUGUAAUAAAAUCUGAAAAUUUUAAAACUACCUUGCACUGGAAGUACCCACCGAUGUCUGAAACGCCUCGUUUUAUUGUGGAAAUCAAACCUUACUAUGUAGGUUACUAUAAGAUCGUCUCAACCUGUGUGAACAUUUCAGCUCAUUUUUGUGACCUCUCAAGGGAAAUAUAUAAGCCUUUUGACUCUCACUGGCUUCGAGUUAAAGCUGUUGUUGGGUCACAACAAUCUGAGUAUGUUGAGACGGAAGAGUUUAUUUUGCAAAAGCAUGGAAAAAUAGGACCACCGAAACUGAAUCUCUCAAGGCAUGGUGAUACAAUCAUGGUUGAUAUUUACCAUCCUGCGUUACCGUCUGUGGAGCUUCAUCCUUGGAUCGAAGAGCUUUGUUUAAGCCUCAUAUACUUGGUGACUUUUUGGGAUAGUAAAAAUCAGACUGAAGGAAAUUUCACUGCAGACAACUGUACGAUGUAUAAAUGUGUCCUUGAGAUCCCAGUUCCUACUGAAGGUUCCACUUACUGUGUGUCAGCCCAGGGAAGUUUAUAUGAUCAUCUGAUGGUUAGCACCCCAUCAGAAGAAAGCUGCAUUCAUGUUCCUCUCGAACAGACAUUGAGCACGCAAUAUAUCAUCAUUCUGUGUGUUAUUCUGAGCCUGAGUCUAAUGUUGACAGUAUGUUAUGGCUGCAAGAAACUAAGGAAGAAGAACAUAAAGCUGCCUAAGUCUUUGGUCAGUGUGAUAAGAAACCUGAAUUCAGACAACAUUCCUGAAUCAAAAUCAGAGGCAAAGUAUGUAUCUGUAAUAAGCGUCAUGUCGGGCCAGUCAGUGUUGCCAGGGAAUGAUGAAGUAACCUCACUGGAGGUAGAACCAAAAGACGAAACUCUUAGUCCUGAGAAUUCCAGUGAAGGAGCACCUUUUGUUCCUCUCCCAGAGGCGCCAGCCAAAGCAGAAGAGGUGUCUGUACAGGAAAGCACAGAGGGUGUAUCUUACGAUGAUGAACAGAAUUGCAAGGUAAAAGAGAGUUACUUCAUUUCUGACAGUAGCCAAAUGGAUAUAUGCAGUAAUUCUUCGGGUCCAGAUGUUUCUGCCACGGAAAUACAACAAACAGUCGUUCCAAGCAGCUGUCUCAAGUUUUCUGGCUAUGACAAGCCUCAUGUUCCAUUAGAUAUGUUGAUAGAUGUUGGUGAAGAACAGCCUGUGAUUGCUUACAGGCCGACUGACUGA